Vicugna pacos (alpaca) is the source of this 7387-nucleotide messenger RNA. RefSeq names its product laminin subunit gamma 1 (gene LAMC1). Gene Ontology annotation, cellular component: basement membrane. The record is from RefSeq and is a predicted model, not a curated record. Gene Ontology annotation, biological process: animal organ morphogenesis; tissue development; axon guidance. Lineage: Eukaryota; Metazoa; Chordata; Mammalia; Artiodactyla; Camelidae.
CACCAACACGUGCGGGACUCCGCCCGAGGAGUACUGUGUGCAGACCGGGGUGACCGGGGUCACCAAGUCCUGUCACCUGUGCGACGCCGGGCAGCCCCACCUGCAGCACGGGGCAGCCUUCCUGACUGACUACAACAACCAGGCCGACACCACCUGGUGGCAGAGCCAGACCAUGCUGGCCGGGGUGCAGUACCCCAACUCCAUCAACCUCACGCUGCACCUGGGAAAGGCUUUCGACAUCACAUACGUGCGCCUCAAGUUCCACACCAGCCGCCCGGAGAGCUUCGCCAUCUACAAGCGCACGCGGGAGGACGGCCCCUGGGUCCCGUACCAGUACUACAGCGGCUCCUGCGAGAGCACCUACGCCAAGCCCAGCCGCGGCUUCAUCCGGACGGGCGGGGACGAGCAGCAGGCCUUGUGCACGGACGAGUUCAGCGACAUCUCCCCUCUCACCGGGGGCAACGUGGCCUUCUCAACCCUGGAAGGCAGGCCCAGUGCCUACAACUUUGACAACAGCCCUGUGCUGCAGGAAUGGGUCACUGCCACUGACAUCAGAGUAACUCUCAAUCGCCUGAACACUUUUGGAGAUGAAGUGUUUAACGACCCCAAAGUUCUCAAAUCCUAUUAUUAUGCAAUCUCUGAUUUUGCUGUGGGUGGUAGGUGUAAGUGUAACGGACACGCAAGUGAGUGUGUGAAGAACGAGUUUGACAAGCUGGUGUGUAACUGCAAACAUAACACUUACGGGGUGGACUGUGAAAAGUGUCUCCCCUUCUUCAAUGACCGGCCCUGGAGGAGGGCGACUGCGGAGAGUGCCAGCGAAUGCCUGCCCUGUGACUGCAAUGGCCGAUCGCAAGAGUGCUACUUUGACCCUGAGCUGUACCGUUCCACUGGCCACGGCGGCCACUGUACCAACUGCCAGGAUAACACAGAUGGAGCCAACUGUGAGAGGUGCCGGGAGAACUUCUUCCGCCUUGGGAGCCGGGAAGCCUGCUCUCCCUGCCACUGUAGUCCUGUUGGAUCUCUCAGCACACAGUGUGAUAGCUAUGGCCGAUGUAGCUGUAAGCCAGGAGUGAUGGGUGACAAGUGUGACCGUUGCCAGCCUGGGUACCACUCUCUCACCGAGGCCGGGUGCAGGCCAUGUGCCUGCAAUCCUUCCGGCAGCACAGAUGAGUGUAACGUUGAGACGGGAAGAUGUGUUUGCAAAGACAAUGUCGAAGGCUUCAAUUGUGAGAGAUGCAAACCUGGAUUUUUUAAUCUGGAAUCAUCUAAUCCUAGGGGUUGCACACCCUGCUUCUGCUUCGGGCAUUCUUCUGUCUGCACAAAUGCCGUCGGCUACAGUGUUUACGCCAUAACUUCUACCUUUCAGAUUGACGAGGAUGGGUGGCGUGCCGAGCAAAGGGAUGGCUCUGAAGCAUCACUGGAGUGGUCCUCAGAGAGGCAGGACAUCGCUGUCAUCUCAGACAGCUACUUUCCUAGGUACUUCAUUGCUCCUGCGAAGUUCUUGGGCAAGCAGGUGUUGAGUUAUGGUCAGAAUCUCUCCUUCUCCUUUCGCGUGGACAGGCGAGACACUCGCCUCUCCGCAGAAGACCUCGUGCUUGAGGGAGCUGGCCUGAGAGUGUCUGUGCCCCUGAUCGCUCAGGGCAAUUCCUAUCCGAGCGAGACCGCCGUGAAAUACGUCUUCAGGCUCCACGAAGCAGCAGAUUACCCUUGGAGGCCUACUCUUACCCCUUUCGAGUUUCAGAAACUCCUGAACAAUUUGACCUCCAUCAAGAUCCGUGGGACGUACAAUGAGAGAAGUGCUGGGUAUUUGGAUGACGUCACCCUGGCCAGUGCUCGCCCUGGGCCCGGGGUCCCUGCAGCUUGGGUGGAGUCCUGCACCUGUCCCGUGGGCUACAGAGGGCAGUUUUGUGAGUCGUGCCUCUCGGGUUACAGAAGAGAAACUCCGAGCCUCGGGCCAUACAGUCCAUGUGUGCUUUGUACCUGCAAUGGACACAGUGAGACCUGUGACCCCGAGACAGGUGUCUGCAACUGCAGAGACAACACAGCCGGGCCUCACUGUGAGAGGUGCGGUGACGGCUACUACGGGGACUCCACCUUGGGCACCUCCUCGGACUGCCAGCCCUGCCCGUGUCCCGGGGGCUCCAGCUGUGCCGUCGUCCCGAAGACGCAGGAGGUGGUGUGCACCAGCUGCCCCACGGGCACCACCGGUAAGAGAUGUGAGCUCUGCGAUGACGGCUACUUCGGAGACCCUCUGGGUAGGGACGGCCCCGUGAGGCUCUGCCGCCUGUGCCAGUGCAACGACAACAUCGACCCCAACGCGGUCGGCAAUUGCAACCGCCUGACGGGCGAGUGCCUCAAGUGCAUCCACAACACCGCCGGCUUCUACUGUGACCGGUGCAAAGACGGGUUCUUUGGAAACCCCCUGGCUCCCAGUCCAGCAGACAAAUGCAAAGCCUGCGACUGCAACCCCUACGGGACUGCGAAGCAGCAGAGCAGCUGUAACCCUGUGACCGGGCAGUGUGAGUGUCUGCCGCACGUGACCGGCCGGGACUGCGGGGCUUGUGACCCUGGAUUCUACAACCUGCAGAGCGGGCGGGGCUGCGAGAGGUGUGACUGCCAUGCGCUGGGUUCCACCAACGGGCAGUGUGACAUCCGCACUGGCCAGUGUGAGUGCCAGCCUGGCAUCACCGGUCAGCACUGUGAGCUCUGCGAGGGCAACCACUUCGGGUUUGGACCGGAAGGCUGCAAACCCUGUGACUGCCAUCCUGAGGGGUCUGUCUCCCUCCAGUGCAAAGACGAUGGUCGGUGUGAAUGCAGAGAAGGCUUUGUGGGGAGUCGCUGUGACCAGUGUGAAGAGAACUAUUUCUACAACCGGUCUUGGCCCGGCUGCCAGGAAUGCCCCGCUUGUUACCGGCUGGUGAAGGAUAAGGUCGCUGAUCACCGAGCAAAACUCCAGGAGCUAGAGAAUCUCAUUGCAAACCUGGGAACUGGGGAUGAGAUGGUGACAGAUCAAGCCUUCGAGGACAGACUAAAGGAAGCAGAGAGAGAGGUUACGGACCUUCUUCGUGAGGCCCAGGAUGUCAAAGAUGUAGACCAAAAUUUGAUGGAUCGCCUUCAGAGAGUGAAUAACACCUUAUCCAGCCAAAUUAGCCGUUUACAGAAUAUCCGGAAUACCAUUGAAGAGACUGGAAACUUGGCGGAACAAGCACGUUCCCGGGUAGAAAGCACAGAGCAGUUGAUUGAAAUCGCGUCCAGAGAACUUGAGAAAGCAAAGAUUGCCAUUGCCAACGUGUCGAUCACUCAGCCAGAGUCCACCGGGGACCCAAACAACAUGACCCUCCUGGCAGAGGAAGCGCGGAAGCUUGCUGAACGCCAUAAACAAGAAGCUGAUGACAUUGUACGGGUGGCAAUGACAGCUAAUGAUACAUCCACUGAGGCAUAUAAUCUGCUUUUGAGGACGCUGGCAGGAGAAAAUCAAACAGCAUUUGAGAUUGAAGAGCUUAAUAGAAAGUAUGAACAAGCAAAGAACAUCUCUCAGGAUCUGGAGAAGCAAGCUGCCCGAGUACACGAGGAGGCCAAGAAGGCUGGGGAUAAAGCCGUGGAGAUCUACGCCAGCGUCGCGCAGCUGAGUGCCGUGGACUCGGAAGCACUGGAGAAUGAGGCAAAUAAAAUAAAGAAGGAAGCUGAGGAUCUGGAUCGUCUGAUUGACCAGAAGUUAAAAGAUUAUGAGGACCUCAGAGAGGACAUGAGAGGGAAGGAAUUUGAAGUAAAGAACCUUCUGGAGAAAGGAAAGACUGAACAGCAGACGGCCGACCAACUCCUGGCCCGAGCGGAUGCGGCCAAGGCUCUUGCAGAGGAAGCUGCUAAAAAGGGACGAAAUACCUUACAAGAAGCCAAUGACAUUCUCAACAACCUGAAAGAUUUCGACAGGCGAGUAAACGAUAACAAGACUGCUGCAGAGGAGGCACUGAGGAGGAUCCCCGCCAUCAACCAGACCAUCGUCGAAGCCAACGAGAAGACGAGGGAAGCCCAGCAGGCGCUGGGCAACGCCGCCGCAGACGCCACCGAGGCCAGGAACAAGGCCCAUGAGGCGGAGAGGAUCGCCAGCCUCGUCCAGAAGAACGCCACCAGCACCAAGGCAGAAGCUGAAAGGACUUUUGCAGAAGUUACAGAUCUGGAUAACGAGGUGAAUAAUAUGCUGAAACAACUGCAGGAAGCAGAAAAGGAGCUGAAGAGAAAACAAGAUGAUGCUGACCAGGAUAUGAUGAUGGCGGGGAUGGCUUCACAGGCCGCUCAGGAAGCCGAGGUCAACGCCAGAAAGGCCAAGAGCUCUGUCACCAGCCUCCUCAGCCUUGUCACUGACCUCCUGGAGCAGCUGGGGCAGCUGGACACAGUGGACCUAAACAAGCUAAAUGAGAUCGAAGGCACCCUGAACAAAGCCAAAGAUGAAAUGAAAGUCAGUGAUCUAGACAGGAAGGUGUCCAACCUGGAGGACGAGGCCAGGAAGCAGGAGGCGGCCAUCAUGGACUACAACAGAGACAUCGAGGAGAUCCUGAAGGACAUCCGCAACCUGGAGGACAUCAGGAAGACGCUGCCCUCCGGCUGCUUCAACACCCCGUCCAUCGAGAAGCCCUAGCCGCUUCCGCUCGGGCUGGAGGGCAGCCACCCCGGCCGGGCAGCCGUCGCGAGGCCACAGAGUGCCUUAACACAAAGAUUACAUUUUUUCCAGACCCCCACUUCUCUGCUGCUCUCCACCACUGUCCUUUUGAACCAGGAAAAGUCACAAAGUUUAAAGAGAAGCACAUUAAACAGCAUGAAUCGGGAACAAAGGGUUUUAUCUAAUAAGGUCUCUUCCCCUCACGGCGCCCCCUCUUCCCCACACUUCCCCUCUGCGUCGCACGAGGACGUCUGGGCGGCCUCCUGCAUCGUUGCCCAGCGGCUUCAGCACCCCGUGGGAGCCGCUCUCCGCCGGGGCUGAGCAGGUAGCCCUCCCUCUCCCACUGAUACCAGCAGAACUCAGCCUCAGCACUGUCGUUUCUAUGAAGGAAGAGCUUGGCUACUAACAGUCGCGUUGUGAUGGCCAGUAUAUCCAGUCCGCAGGGAAAGGAAAUGCGUCUCCAUCUCCCACCCCUCCUCCUUUUAAGCAAAAGGAAAUACACGUCCUGUGCCAAAGGUAUUAUUGGUCAUUUAGAAUGUCAAGAGCCAUCAUCAGUUGUUCGAGCUAUUUUGAGUAUAGGACACUGAGCCAUCCACGGGUAAGGAUGCAAUGAUUUAUGACAGCCUCCAGGAUGACACGAGACUGCAGAAGUAGGCUGAACAUCUUCUCAGAUGUUGCUAAUUGACUAGGAAGAUAAGCUUUCUUCAGAUCUUUGGGCAGCUGAUAAUUUAAAUCUGGAUGGGCGGUCUGCGCUCGCCAAUAGACAUCUUCUGUGCCUGUAAAUGGAAUCUAUACAGAAGACAUAGGGAUGUGAUAACCACUAAAGUUCUUUUUUUUCAAAGUCAAACGAAUUCUUAGAGCUUUUUUAGUAUAUUAGUCUCAGAACUAGUGUCGUUACCUGGCAGAGAACAGUUGGUCCCCGAGAUCUUGACAAAACAGAAGAAAAGCCUCCUCGUCCUAGUCUUUUCUAGCAAAGGGGUAGACCUUAGAUGCACCUUGUCUUGUCGGGGUCCCACAUCCUCAUUGUUCUUUCCGUCGGGGAGAGAUGAAACAUUUGACCCUUCCCCUCAGUUUUCUCCGGGUGUUCCCAUCUCGUAGAAUCCCUCAGAACACGUUGCCGAGUCCUGGUGGCAAAUACUUGCACUCAGUGUUUCACACAGCGGCCAACACCGUCUAGUUCCUGCACUUUGUGGUUUAAGCCCGCUCUGAGCCUCCCCUCCGAGUGCAGAGGGAAGACCCACACGUGGCGUGUCCUAGUCGGCUUCUCCACCUUUGAUCCUCAGCUCUGGGGUUUCCUUCUACGGUCACAGCGUGACGGUUCCCUGCCACGAGGCCCUCCCUCCGAGCAGCCCGCCUUUGAGUUUCACAUAUAGCCUUUAACACUAUGCAACUUUGUACUUUGCGUAGCGGGGGGGAAAGAAACUAUUAUCUGACACACUGGUGCUAUUAAUUAUUUCAAAUUUAUAUUUUUGUGUGAAUUUUGUUGUUGUUUAUCAUGAUUAUAGAGUAAGGAAUUUAUGUAAAUAUACUUGGUCCUGUUUCUAGAAUGGCACUGUCUGUCCCCUUCUUCACUGGCACAACGUGUCUGUACCUCCUUCCCUUCCGUCUGCGGUUCUUCGGGUUGGGUUGUUCCCCGCGGCUCUGCUCUCCGCCUUGUGUUUGCCGCAUGUCCGCAUCAGCCUCCUUUCCGCCACACACAGCCACUCUGAAGAGGUACCUCGACCCGUCUGCCGUUGCAGCCCUGGUCUCCCUCAGCCACACACACUGCUGUUCUCCGUGCCUGGUCUGGAGCCGGGAUGACAGGGCGUGAAGGAGUUAGCAAAUUUCGCUGAAGGGCAUCUUCACCAUUGGGGCGAGUCUAGCCAGGAAGGAGCUAGCAGUGUCCUUUCUGGCAGUUGCUGGAGCCAGAUGGGUCAUUUUUUAAGGGGGUGUGUACUGACUGAGCGCUUGCAGGGCAUCAGGGGUCCCGCUGCAGUGGGAGCGGGAGGGGGGUCCCUCCCAGCUCGUCCCCUUCCCGUCUCCUUCAUGCCUGCCGGAGCUGACGCCCGUGUUGUGACUUGGCAUCCUCCUGAGCUUGCCCUCCACGCCUCCUCUCCGGCCUCCUCCACCGUCGCAGGAGGCAGGGCUCUUUCUUGCCAAGUGUUCACAUCAGUGUUUCCUAGCUCGUUCCUCCUGUUACGUGGCCACAUCCUAACAGAGACGUGUUGGUGGAGGUUGCGGGAAGAGGACGGAAGGUAGACGGCUCCGGCGGUUCUCCGCCUGGCCUGGGGGGCAGGUUUACUCCCAUCAGUCUUAGGCCACAGGGGAACCUGGGCGGUCGGUUGUCCUUGUUGCUUCUUUCCUCCUUUUCCAUCUGUGUGGUGUAUUUUUAAACAGAAUUUUAUUUUUAAAAUAAAAGUUCUUUAUAAGACGAUACCUUAAUUACACUCCUGCAAUAUAGCCAUUAUUUUAUUGUAGAGUUCCAGUUACCUGUAUCUUAUGUGAUGAAAGUGACAGGGUGGCCGCUGCAGAACGCUGGGCGUCACAGGGAGCACACGCAGCUGCUCCCGGAGUUCUCCCUUUUAAUUCCGACUGUGGCCCUUUUCCAUGUGCCUUCACUUCAGCUGUUUGCCUUAAUCUCUGCGGUCUUGCUCUCCAGGGUGGUGAAUAAAAUGCAACACUUGGCAUUUUUUAUGUUAAAAAAGAACAGUGUUUUAUUUAUAAUAAAAUCUGAAUAUUUGUAACCCUUUA